GAAGGCACAUCAGCAGACCUGACUCACGGCAGCACAGCUCGGGCUGUCAGAGUCCAGCUGCCAGCCGGCUCACACCUGCAACAGUUUCACUCCAUCCUUCCACAGUUUUUAUGUUUCUCCUUCCAGAGCCACCCAGAAAUGGCCAAUCCGCUACCCGUGGUAGCCCAGGAAGAUUUGGAAAGCUUUACGGUGACCAGAACAGGGUCAGGCUUUGCACUCAAAGCCUUCCACAUCUCUUGGAACAGUCCCAUCUCUGUGAAGCUGCUGAGCAGCCAGGACACUACAGAGAGGGAGUGGAAGUUGCUGCUUCAGGACAUAGCAGGUGUCAGAGGCUGUGAGUCUGAACGUCUCCUACCUCCCCUUGGGAUUUACCAGUGCCAUGGACUCGUGGGGUUGGUGACUGGAUGGAUGGACAAUGGAUCCCUGCACUCGCUCAUCCAUGAGCGUCAGCUGUACCCAGACCUUCCAUGUCCCUUACUCCUGAGGAUCCUGUCAGAUGUGGCUGAAGGGCUGCAUCACCUUCACAGCCUCCAGCCUGCCUCCUGCCACUGCAGCCUGAAACCUUCCAAUGUGCUGCUGGAUGGACAGUACAGAGCCAAGAUAUCAGAUUAUGGUCUAACCAACUGGAGGAAACAGCAGCUGAGGUCAGCCCUGCAGAACCAGAGGAGCUGCCAGGAUUUAGUGUACCUCCCUCCUGAAAUCCUUGAAGGAGGCCUUCCUUCCCAGGAAGGUGAUAUUUACAGUUUUGGGAUAAUGUGUUGGGAGAGCCUAAGCAGACAGAAACCUUUUGAAGGUCAAACAGCCCUGCUGGAGGUUCUGACAGGAAUCUGCUGCAGCUCCCGGCCUGGCCUUUCAGAAGAGUUUAUACCAAGCAAUUUUCCUGAGAGGAACAGACUAUUGCACCUCAUUGCUCUGUGCUGGCAUCAGGAUCCAGCUCACAGACCACGGACUGCAGAAUGUGUAGAUCUUCUAAAUGGAAUUUUGACUGGUAUAAAUAAGGAGGUAAUUUCCACAGCAAUCUACAGUCUGAUGGAUGCAAAGGAGAGAGCGCUUGAUGCUUGCAAAGGCUCAGCCACCUACACCCUGCAGACAGGCACCUGCAACUCGGAGAUCAUCUGCCCACCAAAAAACAACCGCUUAAUCAGCAAGAAAAUUCCUCUCAUAGUGCCGAGCUCAACUGGCCUACUUGAUAGCAGUGGAAAUAAUGCAGGAAGAGAGAAUAUUCUUGAGAUGGGUCUGUCAAAUACUAUCCCACAGAAUGCAAAAACAAGAAAAGAUCAUCCAGGCUCUGAGAGUAGAAAACCAAACUUGUUUAGGAAGAUUCCUUUAUCUGGUUCAGCUGCAGACACACAAAGCAGUCAGGAUGUGGCCCCACUGCUGGCUCUUCAGCACAGCCCACAGCCAGUGCACCCUGGACAAGCAGAGACAGGUCCUUGCUGCAGAGGAACCUUCUGUCAGAUCCUCACCUGCCAGAGACAGAGCAUCCUGAGCUGCAUGACAGAGGGCCGCCUGAACCACCUGCUGGACGUGCUGCGCUCGCAGCAGGCGCUGUCCCGGCCGGACUACGAGACCAUCACCUCCCAGCCCACCCUGACCGGCCGGGCCCGGGCCCUGCUGGACACCUGCCUGUGCCUCGGGGAGAGGGCAGCACAGGGGGUGCUGACUGCACUGUCAGGGACCAAGUGCAGUCCUCUGGGACAAGUCAGCCACUGCCCAGACUGCCCUCUGAGGUGAACAGGCUGCUGCCGUGCUGCAGUGCUUUGCAGUGUUACACCCCUCUGAGCAGCAGAGCUUUGUGACAGCAGUGACUCACAUUAACUCCUCAUACCAGCGACCAAAGUCAAUCCUUCCUACAGCCCAGGAUUUUUGUAAGGUUGAAAGGCUUCAGAGAAUCAAGAAGUAUUUCUUCAACAGGGCCUUAAGGAAGACUCGGAUGGGAGACUGCCUGGGAAUACUGAGUGCUGGAGGCUUCCUUGCCUUCUUCUGAACUUAUCCAUGGACACGGAUGCUUUGGAGUGUCCUGCUGCUGCCUGGGCUCAUCCACAGGUCACAGACCCUUCGAGUUCACACUGGAGUUCCAGUUUGUCCAGUACACAGAAACACUGCUGUUAUCAAAAUGUUCCCAGGCACAGCAGAGUAAGAUAAGUGGUACAGCAAGCAGUGAUAGCAAAAGCCAGCCAUGAACAAGCACUAAUGUACAGAAGGCAGCAAGCCCCAUGGCAAGCACAGAGCCUGUCAACAGCUCAACAGCAAGAGCAGCUAUAAAUGUGAUCUAGCACAUUCCAAUCAAAUCUGGUGUUGCCUUGGACCCCUCAAGCCUUGUAUUGGGUGCUGUGACUGUGUAAGCUCUGCUCAGCAAUAACAAAAACAUCCCUGAAUUAUCGACACUGUUUUCGGCACAAAUCCAGAGCACAGCCCCGUAGUGCUGCUAUGAAGAAAAUUAACCCUACCCCAUCCAAAACCAACAAAACCCAUCCAAAACUGUGAAGGAAAAUAAUAUUACUCUAAUUAUAAUGAAAAUGAUGAUAUAAGAUGCCAGUUUUUUGAAGGCCCAGUGGGAUUUCAAGCUCCAUGGCACCAGAUUAACAUGAGAAUUUAUACAAUCUACAGGUAUUUCAAACACAAAACCAUGUUACUCUGUUGCUUUUGUUCUCUCUGCAGUCUCAAAGUGCUCACUGAAUUGAACAGUUUGGCAGAUUGCAAUUUUGAGUACAGUAAUAUGUUGUCUAGGCACACUUAAAGAGAGAAGAAAUUUGUUACAUCAAAUUUCCAGCUACAGUACUGCUGAAAGCACAAACGUAACUUUCUUUUACAUAACUUAAUUAAACUUUGAGAUUGCCUUGAGAUAAAAUAUUGUUACUAUUAAAAGCAAUGUCUAU
Molecule: messenger RNA, 2879 nt
Organism: Corapipo altera (White-ruffed manakin)
Lineage: Eukaryota; Metazoa; Chordata; Aves; Passeriformes; Pipridae
Product: receptor-interacting serine/threonine-protein kinase 2-like
Exons: 12
Coding region: 139-1734 (531 amino acids)
Biological process (GO): regulation of apoptotic process; protein phosphorylation
Molecular function (GO): JUN kinase kinase kinase activity; ATP binding
Source: RefSeq, a predicted model, not a curated record